This is a messenger RNA of Blepharisma stoltei, 429 nucleotides long. The record is from the annotation of a GenBank genome assembly. NCBI's taxonomy places the organism in Eukaryota, Ciliophora, Heterotrichea, Heterotrichida, Blepharismidae.
AUGAAGAAGGAGCAAGAAGAGCACUGAGACUGUGUGGAGGGUGACAUUGAUCAAGCUUUUAGUCUUCUACUACUAUUGGAAGAGCGCGGAUUGGAAUGUAUGGAUUUAGAUGAGAUCGAAGAUGAAGAUGAAAGUGAGGAGGCUGAAGAUGUAUAUGAAAUAUAUGAAGAACCUUAUGAAAAUAAAAAUUCAAGACUUGCAUUAGCAGAUGCUGGAGCGUGCAUGGAUGGAGAUAGUGAUGACGAUGACGAAGGCAUUUGCCGCGAAAAAUUAACAAAAACGAAAUGGAACCGAAAAAUCAAAAAAUUUAAGAAUCUAAAAAAAGCUGAAGAAUGAAAUGAAAUAUGAAGAAAGCCUAAAAAAGAAACUGACUCCCCCCCCCUCCGUGAGUGAACAGAAUUUUUUUGUUCACUCACGGAAGGGGGUUAA